UCGACGAGAGAGCGAGGCUUGCGAAACAUGAACAUUGAGAGGUACAGGACACAUGGUGAAAGAAGAUGGGAAACAACAGCAACCCGUCGACAGGGUUAAAGGGCGAUAGAGUUCGGCGAGAAAUCAGAAAUCCAGCAGAAAGUACAAACAAACACAUGCACCAAGACUCGUCGCUGCGAGCUGCGGGAAAACAUUAGCAAAAGCGCAGCAAGGAGAGAGAAAAUAUCAGCGGAGCAAGAGAACCCAACAUAGGGAGAGAAAUCAACAGCCAGAGAGAGAGAGAGUGAAAGACAUUCGCAAGAACAGAGAGAGAAAUAAAUUAACAGCAAGAGAAAGAAAGAUAUCAAUAGCAUCAGAGACUGAAAGAAAUUAACAGCAGAGGGAGAAAUCAGGAGAGAGGGAGAGAUCAAAAGCAAAGAAAGCUAUCAACAGCAAGGAAAGAGAGAGAGAGAUAAAAAAAAAACACAUCAGCAGAGGCGCCCGACGUGGUCUCCGAGCUGGGAACAAAUCCUGGCGGAGGGGCUGGCCGAACCGGAGAGCAGCCACAGGGAAUGGGGCGAAUCCAGCUCUCAGGCAGCAGCCUGACUCUGCCCGAGCAUCGGUCCAGAACUCGCUACCAAACUGCUGCCUUUCAGAGCUAGGCAUGGCACUCCGCUGAUAGUUCCCGGAGGGGAACGGGUGAAAGCCGCCGGCUCAGUGGCGAUCCCCCGGAAUCGGGAAGAAGUCUGGGACACUGACAAAACCCAGGGAAUUGUGUGGAUCGGAGCAAGGAGAGGAAGCCAGUACAGCGCAGUCCAUGUGCGGACGCUGCAUCCAGGAAUACGACUGUGGCUGAUAGUUCCACUGCUGAACCAUUUCAUGGAUCAAAAUCAAGGUCUGAUAAUAUCAUCAGCAUCACAAAUUAACUUCAGUAUUAUAUGACAAAGAGUCCUGACCUGUGUGAUUCUUGGCCACUUAUCCAAGGCUGGAGCUGCUGGUUUUCCAAAAGGCCUAAGCCAUACCUGCCUGAGAAGAAUGUGAGGUGGCAUCCAGUUUUGGGAUACAGAUUACUCCAUUGUGCUCUUCCUUCCUUCUCAAGUCUUCACUUGCAUAUUCUGCUCUUGGACUCUUCUGUGAAAUAACGCUAAAAGAUCAACCUUGCAAAACAGCGAUUGUAGCACUCAUAAUAGAAUGUAUCUCAGGUAUUUUUAAUUUAUCUCAGUGGAAAUACAGUGAUUGCAACCAUCUUUCCAACUAAUUAUUUCUUGACAUGUUUCACCGAUGAACCCUACUGUGUCUUAAUGCUCUGGAAUAUUUGAGUAAAGAAACCUCACAUCUGUGACGGCUCAGUGGGACAAGUUACUGCUGGAACUCGCGAUAUGGCAGUGAGCAGUGUAAAGUCCAUGUACUGGGAAGUUUUCCCUCCAAUGCCUACCAAACGUGUGUACUGCACUCCAGUGUAUCAGGAUAGGCAGUUGUUUGUUCUUGGGGGCUGUAGUGAGACAGGAUUGCCUCUGGACAAAAUUGAAAUGUUGGAUAUUGUCAGUCAGAAGUGGACAGGGCUACCUUCAAUGCCCACUCCUCGAGCUGGGGCAGCAGCAGUCAUUUUAAACAAACAAAUCCUCAUUAUUGGUGGCAUGAAUGAGCAGCAGAACCCUUUAGGCUCAGUAGACAUCUUUAACAUCGAUGAAGGCAAGUGGGAAAAAAAGUCGCCGCUGGGACAACCUUCAAUGGGAAUAACAGCUGUCAAGAAAGAUGGCAGAGUGUACGCUUUGGGAGGCAUGGGCUCAGAUGCUGCUCCACAAGCUCUGGUACGUGUGUAUGAACCAGCCAGGGAUUAUUGGCAACCCCUACCACCGAUGCCAACACCACAGUAUGCAGCCUGUUCUUUCAUCAAGGGCAAUAAAAUCUAUGUUCUAGGAGGAAGACAGGGCAAACUACCUGUGACCGCUUUUGAAGCCUUAGACUUGGAAACAAAGAGCUGGACCAAAUAUCCAAGCAUUCCUACCCGCCGUGCAUUCGCUAAUUGUGCUACGACUGAGAAAUGCUUUUACAGCCUUGGAGGUCUUCAGCAACCAGGCCCUCAUAACUUCUACUCCAGGCCACAUUUUGUCAAUACAGUGGAAGUCUUUGACAUAGAACAAGGUAUUUGGACAAAGCAGUCCCGUUCCUGUCGAAUGAAAGAGAAACGUGCAGACUUUUCCGUGGGCCACGUUGGAGGAAGAGUGAUUGUUGCUGGAGGUCUAGGGAACCAACCCUCGCCACUUGGAUCAGUGGAAGGGUUCAAUCCAAACAAGAAGAAAUGGGAAAUUCUACCUGCAAUGAAUAAUCCACGCUGCUCUUGUUCCGGUCUCCAAACUGAUAGUAUGCUCUUUGUGAUCGGUGGUGUGGCACAGGGACCUACGAAUGCUGUGGAGGCCUUGUGUGACCGAGAAAGUAUCUGAACACUUUCAAGCAGCAAGUGUAUGGAUCAGUACUUACUCAAGAACUUAGAAGCUUCUUGGUCCUGUCAGUGUUGUUUGAUUCUGGUAAAGAAUCUCAGUGUUGUCAGUGAAAGCUGUUAAAAUAUAUUUUGUGGUUCACAGAUUUAGAAGAAAAACUUAAACACAAAGGUGAUGUUUUCUCUUGAACUUCCACAAGAUACAUAACUAUGGAUUAAUAAUAGAGAUGGGCUGAGGCAGUUAUAUCCAAUCACUUAUUCCAUUGACAUCUUUUCAAUCAGGAUGGAUAAUUUGUUAGUAGAAAGCAACAUUGGAAUAGAAUUACUUUGUAUUGAUGGUAUUCCCUUGUGUCCAGCAAUAGAUAUCAUCCUCCUUCCAAAAGACAGAUGCUAAAGAUUUGAAGUCAAAACCAAAUGUCGAAAUCUCAAGAUAGGAAAGUGAUGGAUACUUAGCAGUACUCUGUUACAGUCAGAGUUAGCAAUGGGACCAUGAGGUUGAAGAUUUUCAAGGAUAGCCCCAGUUUCAUGUUUGCUAUUUGAAAAUUUGCAUGAGUCUGGAUAAUGAUAAGGUAAUCCAUAGACUCUUAAGAUCUUUUGCAGCAGUUUACAUUAACACAGGUACAAUCUGCCAGCCUAACAAACUAUUCUAAGUGAACAUUAUGUGUUCCAGAUUGAGCAGAAUCCUAGUGACAUUGCUGUGUUCAUGCCCCAAAAAGUGCAGUAAGAUUUUUAUAUUGUCGCACUAGUGGGAAUGCUGUGACAAUUCUGUAAUCAUGUUCUAACACUGUCAUUUUUAAUUAUGUUUCUUUAAUAAUGUCACAUCAGCUUAAGCAUUGUAGAGUACUGUUAUAUUAAUACAAGUCAUAUAUUUGUGCUACUCAAAUCCAAGCACAGAAAGUUUCUGCAGUACAGAAUAACAAGUGUACGCUUCCUAAUAAAGGAUUGUACACUGUAUAAGCAGUAUAUUAUGACAGAAGUCCUACAUAAGAUUAGAUUCUUGAGAGGAGCUUGGACUGCGAAGCUAUGAAAUGUUGUAAAGGUGGUGUGGCAAUCCAACACCUGCUUUAAGUUUAUUUAAUUGGUACCAAAUUAAGUGCUUUUAGUUUGUUGGACUGUUAUUCUAGAGGAGAAGCGGGUGCCACUUCUGAAAUGUAUACAAUAGUAAUUAUACAGUAGCAUUAAUAGCAACAUUUUAAUAACCCUUGCUGCUCCUGUUCCAGUGGUGCGGCACAGGGACCUGUUAACACUGUUGGAGGCCUUGUGUGACCGAGAGUGUCUGAACACUUUGAAACAUACCUACAUUGGUAUUGGAACAAUAUGGUCACUGCUGGGUUUCUAUGUCAUUGUAACAUCAGUUUUAAUUCAGUAGGGGAUAGAUACCACUACAGGACAAGUUCACACAGUACCACUAGAAGUAAAUGUUCAGCCAUAUGAAUUAGUAUGAAUCAUACUAUGUUUGAAGCUAUAACUUUAAUGUCAAAUUAAUGUCAAAUCAAAAUUAUGUUGCUGCGGAGCAACAGAAGUAAUUGUAGUUCAGAACAAGACUUUUGGUUCAUUCUAGCUCUAUUGCCUCUGCCAUUACCCACCUAAGACCUUAUUUUAAUCAAUUUCAUUAAAACAUAGGGCAACACAGCCGACUGAAUUAAAUCCAAGACUUGACUAUUCUGCCAAGUUUGCAGAUAGUAGUCCAAAUGUCAGAGAAAGAUGGAGUGCCUAAUUGUUUAUAAAUAGUUUAAUUUCAUUGGGGGAGUGGAUAUGCAUUACUACCGUGUCUCUCUUGUCACAGCAGUUUAAUAUUUAGCUGCGAGCAAUGGUGUUCUGCAGAAGUGCCAUAUCAGAUCAAGGAAGGAAUAUUCAUUAGCAUUGUUCAAAAUCAGUUUAAUGGUGGUUCCUUUAGCUGUCACUGUAAAAGGAAGUUUUUUUUAAGCAGGACCACUCCAAUAAUCUAUUGUGAGGUUAUGUUGUUGCAUUUAAAAUACUGAAAAGUUCCUUUUGAAGGUUAACAGAUUACUCCAGUGUUUCAUUAGAUAUAUUGCCUUGUGAUGUUCAUAUGGAAUAAUUACCCCAGCAAAUUAUCAGUGCACCAUUUCUUUAGCACAAGUGGCAUUCUUAUAGACCUUGCCCCACUCAAACUAUGGUUAGCUUCCUAUUUUAAAAUGAAAUCAAUAUAGUUGCUUUGGAUUUCCUAUAAUAGUAUCACAAUACAAUUGAGGUGUCUACUAGAGUCUUGCACUAGUGUAAUGAAGGUUAGUUAUUUUCUGAUUAUGGUAAUGCUAUUUUAGCAAGUAAUGUUAUAAUAAUGAUGCACUAUCAAUGUAAGAUAUUUUAAUUGUGUUACUAUAAUGUCAUUGAGGUUUCAUUUGCUUUAUCACACCAGUGUGAUCCAUAUUCCUUCAAUAGUAUUGCAUCAAUGGAAUCUAUGGGAGUUUCUUAUAAUAGCUCAAGUUUCUAGCAAGUCUGUGUGAGUAUCCUGGGAAAUGUUAUCAGUGUAAAUGAAAUGUUAGGUUACUUUUGUAGGUAAUCAGUGUGAGUGUGAUGUCUGUAGAAGUACAGCAUUAACAUUUUGUCUAAGUGCCACAUUGAGAUAAUUGAAGUACUUAUGGUGGCAGUAGAUUGUCAUGACAAUAUAAUGUUCCUGAAGUUACAUUUCUCCACUUUAACUUGCUUAGAUACCUAAGUUCAAAUAGUAUCCUUCUGGAGAUCACUGUGACCUUUUUAAUAGAUUUGGAGCAAGGUUCCUCUGGUAUUAACACAUACAGAUGACUAUGAUUCCUGUAGUUGUACUGCCCCAGUGUAAGUGAAGUGCUUACCAUAUCUUUAAAUCAGUUUGUAUGCCAGUUUAUAUUUCUGUGACUGUGUCAAAAAUCCUACAUGAGUAUGAUAACAAUAUCACUCCAUACAAACCUGUGAAGUCCAUAUACUAAAAGCACUUUUAUAAGUGAGGAUCCAAGACAAAUAUGUUUUCCCUGAUCUUCCUCAAAUUUGAAUCAGAGCUUGAUUAUCUGGGCACUUAAAAGAGGGAUUGCCAGAAAAUUACAUAUUUCUGUGUGAACAAUGAACAACUUACACAAAAUCUCUGACUUUUAUCGAAAUAUGAACACAAACAAUAAAAAGGCAAAUCAUCUUUAACUAA
Messenger RNA from Chiloscyllium plagiosum (whitespotted bambooshark), 5552 nucleotides. RefSeq names its product kelch domain containing 8B (gene klhdc8b). NCBI's taxonomy places the organism in Eukaryota, Metazoa, Chordata, Chondrichthyes, Orectolobiformes, Hemiscylliidae. Gene Ontology annotation, cellular component: midbody; cellularization cleavage furrow; intercellular bridge. The record is from RefSeq and is a predicted model, not a curated record. Gene Ontology annotation, molecular function: protein binding. Gene Ontology annotation, biological process: nuclear chromosome segregation; mitotic nuclear division; mitotic cytokinetic process.